AUGAGUCGUUCUCGACAAGAUUCGGCAAAUGGUAUACCUACUUUCAAUGAUAAUGAUGAACAACAAUCAUAUUCAAGAUCAAUACUGCCAACAUUUUCGGCACCAACACGUUUAGGUCGAAAAUCAUCCAUAGCUGCUAUAUUUGAUGAUAAUCGUCGUCGUGAUGAUGUAUUAUUAAAACAAACACAACCAAAUUUACGUCAUUUAUGGGCUAAAUAUAAUAUUCCAUAUGUAAUUGGUGAUGAAAUUCUUGACAACAAACGUUCAUUAUGUGAAACAGCAUUAAUUAUAUGUUCAUGGUGUCUUCUGAUACUUUUUUUUCCAUUUUCACUUUUUCUUACAUUAAAAAUUGUACAAGAAUAUGAACGUGCUGUUAUAUUUCGUUUAGGUCGUUUGAGUAGUAAUUCAGUACGUGGUCCUGGUAUGUGUUUUACUUUACCAUGCAUUGAUACAAUGCAUCUUGUUGAUAUGCGUACAGUAUCAUUUGAUGUUCCACCACAAGAAGUUUUAACACGUGAUAGUGUUACAGUUGCUGUAGAUGCUGUUGUUUAUUAUCGGGUUUUUAAUCCAACCAUAUCAGUUGCUAAUGUUGAACAUGCACAAGAAUCAACACGUCUAUUAGCACAAACAUCAUUAAGAAAUGUUCUUGGUACACGUCUUCUAUCAGAAUUAUUAUCUGAUCGUGGUGCUGUUUCAAAUUCUAUGCGUGAAUGUUUAGAUGAAGCAACAGAUAAUUGGGGUAUUAAAGUUGAACGUGUUGAAAUCAAAGAUGUACGUUUACCACAUAUGUUACAACGUAUUAUGGCCGCUGAAGCUGAAGCAGCACGAGAAGCAAGAGCAAAAAUUAUUGCUAGUGAAGGUGAAUUUAAAGCAUCACGUGCAUUAAAAGAAGCAGCAGAUAUUCUUUCACAAUCACCAUAUGCUUUGCAAUUACGUUAUUUACAAACAUUAAAUGGUAUUGCAACAGAACAAAAUUCAACGAUUGUUUUUCCAUUACCAAUUGAUCUUCUUUCAUUAUUUCAAAAACCUCAAUUACAUUCAAAUACAUUUGUAUUUAAAAAACCACCAACAACAUCAACUAAGAUGGAUAUUCCAAUUGUAGAUACAAUAAUAUCAUCACCAACAGCAACAGAUAUUUAG
Molecule: messenger RNA, 1140 nt
Organism: Rotaria sp. Silwood2
Lineage: Eukaryota; Metazoa; Rotifera; Eurotatoria; Philodinida; Philodinidae
Source: the annotation of a GenBank genome assembly